AAGUGCAUAUUAACAUCCUAAGUUCCGACACUAUUAAUAUAUGUGUCCAUCCUUAAUCAUGUAUCUUCAUGCAGUACUACUCUUGUUUCUUUCAUGGCUCCUCCUCCUAUUACCACAACCCACAGUAGUAGUAGCCAAAAACAUAACCGACAACAUCGCCAAAGUAACCUACGAAAGCUUCUUCGUCACCAAGCAGCCCGGUUGCCCACUCGAAUGCGGAAACAUAAGGGUCCGUUACCCGUUCGGCAUAGGGGUUGACUGCUCCUUGGAUUCGUACUUCGAAAUCAACUGCACCUCUGAUUCAGAGCCCUUCUUGGAACGCCUCAAAGUCCUAUCCAUUUCCCCAACCCAAGUCCGGACCCGAAACUUUGUCGCUUCUAGGUGCUACAACGAGACCGGAAAUGUGAUCAGUGAUUUUUUGGCCUGGGUCCGAUUGUUGUCGGCUUGGCCGUACACGAUUUCAGACACGGCGAAUAAGUUUAUGGUCUUCAGCUGCGAUGAUUUUGGCCAACUCUUGGGCUCUAGUACUCAAGCUGGGUACCUCGCUAGAGAAUGCGGGUCUCUAUGCUCCAACAGUGUGGACAUGUCUGAUUUAAAUUGUCCCGGUAUUCGUAGCUGCCAAAUUAAUAUUCCGAAGGGGCUGAAGUCGUACAACGUUUCCUUUAAAAGCUUUGAAAAACGUAGCCAGGUUUGAUCAUACGACAACUAUAGCUAUGCGUUUGUGGGAGAGCAGGAUAGAUUUAAUUUCAGCAGUCCAUCAGAUAUUUCGGACCCCAAUUUCGGGAACCGAGUACCCAUAGUACUUGAUUAUGCGAUUGGAAAUUAGAGUUGUGCUGUAGCCAAUAAUUCAAUUGCAUAUUUGUGCAACCCCAAUAAUACUUUGUGUACUGAUAAUACGGAGAGUGGCUUAGGAGGAUAUCUUUGCAGUUGCAAAAAUGGUUACCAGGGCAAUCCUUAUUUGAGUCCU
Molecule: messenger RNA, 967 nt
Organism: Rhododendron vialii
Lineage: Eukaryota; Viridiplantae; Streptophyta; Magnoliopsida; Ericales; Ericaceae
Product: wall-associated receptor kinase 2-like
Exons: 2
Coding region: 41-694 (217 amino acids)
Molecular function (GO): polysaccharide binding
Source: RefSeq, a predicted model, not a curated record